AUGGUUCAGGCUGUAACAGUCUCAGCCACUGGCAUAACUCACACGGAUGAAUUCCUUGUUGAAGAGAGCGUGCUAGAGAAUCUCAAUAAGAAAAGGGAAGAAAAAGAGGUCUCCCUUGGAACUGGCUUCAAAUUCUACAUCAAAAUUGAGAACAAAUAUCGCCUAGAAAUCAGGGUAGAAGCAAAAAUCACCAUCAGGGACAACUGUUUGACAAUGGGCCCACCUGAAACGGACGCCUGCGUCAGGUUGUGGUUGCUGAAGACUGAAAUGAGGAAUCCCAUAAUCAAACGGCUGAUUCGACUGCUGCGAGACUGUGAUGAAACGUACAUUCCAACUGGAUUCAAAAUCAAGGACGUAUUAAAAGUGAAAAUGGAUCCACUGAUCUGUGACGUUGAUGUUGAGCUGAAUGUGUCAUUUGAUCCAGUUAAGAAAGGAGGUGUUGCGUACGAAAAGAGUGUCAAGUGCAGUACGUCAGCACCAAGGAAGCAGAGUCUGAAGAAAAUGAGGGAGCCAUUGACUGUUUUCCUCAAAUCACUCUAUGGAAUGCAGCAUACGGCGUAUGUUGAGGUUACUGCAGCUGAUGCAGUUGAUGGACCAUCUGAUCAGACUGAAUCAGAAGGAAGCGAGAGUUCCUACACGCUUGCAAUCGAUUCAGGUGACAUCCUGGAUGACUUGUCAGGGCACUCAGAGUCAAAAGAGAAGGAUUCGAUGGCCAUGCUCCAUUUGUUGAAGAGGUGCAUUUUUGAGGUCAGUUUCAACACGAAAGCAGGCAACAACGAGUUCAUUGAGGGUGAUUCUGACUCAUCGUACCACUUGAACACCUUGUUUGGGUCCAACUCGGGUGAACGAAGUGGAUACAGCGAGACGAGUGUCUAA
This is a messenger RNA of Enterospora canceri, 876 nucleotides long. NCBI's taxonomy places the organism in Eukaryota, Fungi, Microsporidia, Enterocytozoonidae. The record is from the annotation of a GenBank genome assembly.